UAUGUUUUUUAGUCCACCUUCCAGAGGUUGUAAUAAUUUAAAAUGCUGAAGCUGUUAUAUUUUUCGGUAGUGGUUUUAAUAAUCCUGAAUUCCCAGGGAAUCUCUGCGACUUUACAGGACAAUGGGCGAUCUGUUUGCCUCUUGGAGGACGCACCAAGCCAGUGUGGUGACUUCUGUCUUACCAAACUGCAGCCCAUAAUUGAUUUGAUUCCCGUGACCAACUCGAAACUGGAAAGGCUCCAGGUUGAGCAGCAGGCUUUAAGGGCCAAGCUCCUGGCAGUUCAGUUCACGUUGGAGGCCCAGCGAAUAACAACACAGAAUUCCCUGAAAAAUAUCACCACAAAAGAAGAUCUCGGGGCGAGACUCGACGAAACCGAAAGACAACUUAAGGUGGAAAAUACCGAAUUGAAGAACCAACUUCAGCUGCUCAUCGCCAAAGUAGAAAACCAGGAAUCAGUCCUGAAAACCCAGAUAGAUGCCCUUUUCGAACCCUUGAGCAAGGCUCUCACCAAGGAGGAUUUUCAGGCGAACCUUAGUCGCAUAGAAGCCAAAUUAAAUACCUUACAGAGCAGUCUCACCAAACUAGAAGACACCAGAAGCGUUCCCCAGGGAGCACCUCCCAAACCCGUUCCCUCGAGGUUCCAGAAAAUUGGCGAUCGUUAUUUCUACAUUGAGAACUAUCUCAAUCAAACUUGGUUCGAGGCUGCAGUCACCUGUCAUCGAAUGGGCGGCCUUCUAGCGGGGAUUAAGGACCAAAAGGAGUUGCUGGCCAUCCAGGCAAAGACCAAAGCUCAUGUUUGGUACUGGCUGGGGAUCAACGAUCUGCUGACCGCCGGCCAGUUCCUAUCGCUGGCCUCAGGAAAACCCGCCGAGAUCUUGACCUGGAGGUCAGAUAGCCCCAACAACGAAGGGCGGUGCGUUCAGCUGCAAAACGGAGAUAUGAGUGAUUGGCGGUGCAACGACAAGGUUAAGUUCAUCUGCCAGGCUGACAGCGAAAUUUAAAAAAAUUUAUUAACAUUAAAAUUAAUAUUCACAAUUUAAAAAAAUACAUAAUACACCCAAAAAGGUGCAAAGUGUGUAACAAUUGUAAUAUUCAUAUCAAAAUUUUGUCUAUGUCUUUUGUUAUAACAAUUAAAAACUAAAAUUCUUAUUACAAUAUUUAAAUAAAAAUUGACCAUUUUAGAA
Molecule: messenger RNA, 1185 nt
Organism: Drosophila biarmipes
Lineage: Eukaryota; Metazoa; Arthropoda; Insecta; Diptera; Drosophilidae
Exons: 1
Coding region: 43-1002 (319 amino acids)
Source: RefSeq, a predicted model, not a curated record